Diaporthe amygdali is the source of this 867-nucleotide messenger RNA. RefSeq lists its product as uncharacterized. Lineage: Eukaryota; Fungi; Ascomycota; Sordariomycetes; Diaporthales; Diaporthaceae. The record is from RefSeq and is a predicted model, not a curated record. The transcript is spliced from 2 exons. The coding region runs from base 1 to 867 and encodes 288 amino acids. Gene Ontology annotation, cellular component: membrane.
AUGGUUCGAUUCCAGAAUCCUCUCAAGUUCGGCAAGGACCUGUGGGAUCCAUCCCACCGGUACGAGACGUCCUGGUUACUCCCGCCCUACGCCUUGUGCGCGUGCCGCGCCGUAUUUGGCCUCUAUGGCAUCUUCGUCGAACUAUUCGCGUCAGGCUGGUACUGCACGCACCCCUCGUACGGCGGGUGCAAGCAAGCCGGCGACAGCUUCUCCUACUUCACCGUCCUGACCUACUGGGGCCUGGCCUUCUACAACCUGACGGCGGCCGUCCACACCUUCACGUACGCGCGGACGGGCACGCCGCUGCUCGACCGGUUCCCGCGGCCGCUGCAGGCCCUGCACGCCUUCUACUACACGACCAUCACGACGUACCCGUUCAUCGUGACGGCCGUGUACUGGGGCGUCAUCUUCCCGGGGGUGUGGUUCACAGACGAGUUCUCGGGCUGGAGCAACACGUCGCAGCACGCGCUCAACAGCUUCUUCGCGCUGUUCGAGAUCGUGGUGCCGCGCACGCCGCUGCCGCCCUGGAUCCACAUGCUGUGGCUCGUCAUCGUGCUGGCGCUGUACCUGGCCCUCGCCUACGUGACCUACGCGACCAAGGGCUUCUACACCUACACCUUCCUUAACAUCCAGGAGCAGGGGUCCGCCAUCACCGCCGCGUGGAUCAUCGCCAUCGCCGUCGCGGCCUGCGUCAUCUUCCUGCUCGUCAUGGGCGCCCUGUGGCUCCGCCUCUGGGUCACCGAGAAGAAGGCCCGCUUGGACGGCCGAUUCGCCGGUCAGCCUACCGCGCUGAGGAGCACCACCGAUGUCGAGCUCGGUGCUUACAGGCAGGAGGAGACCAAGGCGAUCAGUCCGCAUCAUUAUUAG